Varanus komodoensis (Komodo dragon) is the source of this 786-nucleotide messenger RNA. Its product is annotated as acid-sensing ion channel 2-like. The transcript has a single exon. The record is from RefSeq and is a predicted model, not a curated record. Gene Ontology annotation, cellular component: membrane. NCBI's taxonomy places the organism in Eukaryota, Metazoa, Chordata, Lepidosauria, Squamata, Varanidae. Gene Ontology annotation, molecular function: ligand-gated sodium channel activity. Gene Ontology annotation, biological process: sodium ion transmembrane transport. The annotation marks the transcript as partial.
AUGACCAAUCCUUUCUCCAUGGAUUUGAAGGAGAGCACCAGCGAGGGAAGCCUGGGCAGCCUGCAGCCCUCCAGCCUCCAGAUCUUUGCCAACACCUCGACCCUCCACGGCAUCCGCCACAUCUUUGUCUAUGGACCUAUGACUGUCCGGCGGGCCCUGUGGGCUCUGGCGUUUGUGGCUUCCCUGGGCCUGCUCCUGGUAGAGAGCUCUGAGCGGGUGGUCUACUACUUCUCCUACCAGCACGUCACCAAGGUGGACGAGGUCGUUGCCCACAGCUUGGUCUUCCCGGCAGUCACCAUUUGCAACCUGAACGGUUUCCGCUUCUCGCGCCUGACCACCAACGACCUGUACCACGCUGGGGAUCUUCUGGCCUUACUGGAUGUCAACCUGCAGGUCCUGCAUCCACACCUGGCAGACCCGGCGGUCCUGGCCGUGCUGCGGGAGAAGACCAACUUCCAGCACCACCGAGCCAAAGUCUUCAGCAUGAGCGAGUUCCUGGGGCGGGUGGGCCACGACAUGAAGGAGAUGCUGCUCUACUGCAAGUUCCGAGGGCAGGAGUGCAGCCACAGGAACUUCACAGCUGUGAGUACACACAAGAGUUUGAUUUCCUUGCUUCUUGUCUCAGCAGUGCUGACAGUAGGGGUGCUCGAGACGUGGCAGCCGGGUUUCUCUGUCGGAGACUUGGGCUGCUGUCGAUUCAGCGAAGCAGCUGCCUUGCACAGCACCAUGCUUGCUUGGUAUCGUUGUGGCAGAAAGGCUCUGGAGCUGCAGCAGAUGCCACCCCAA